UAGGUAUUGUAUAAUUAUCUAGUCGAUAUUUAACAAGUGAUAUAUUUAAGUCUAAGUUGUUACACAGAAACACGUGAACAGUACAGGGAAUCAAGCGUAAAAAAACAAAUGAAUUCUGGGAAUUUGAUACUCGAGUUUGUUGUUGGAUUCCUCCUGGUAACAUCAGCGCUCUCAACACCCAUUUUCAAAGAUUCCGAAGCGCAAUACCAGUUGCCACCUAACUUCCCAAAAGAAAUAUCAAGGAUAGACUAUGAGAAUAGUAAGAUAUUUUCACCUUCAUCUUUGAUUGAAAGUCGAUCAAUCACAGACGUGGAGACACACCAGGAGUCAGCCAUACGCACCCCCAUUGCGUAUACUUAUACUGAUGUUAAUGCAGAUAUGACGCAAUCGGAUAAUUCUUAUCCGGAUGAAAGAUCUUCGUUUCCUUCCCUACGAAUGAGGGGGUCGGCAUCUAUGCAUUUCCGUUUCUGGAAAAGUCUAUCAAAAACGGCAAUACCUACUGUUGAAUUUCUAGGAAAUGCUCUGGAGCAUCUUGUAUCAAACUAUUGUCAGGAUAAUCAAGACGUCAUACCUGAUGAUUGUUUAGACUUCUCGUUUAACCUCAUCAAUAACUGGAAUGUUCGAGACUUUAUCAGAUCACCGUCAGACGAAGUCAUGAUGAUCAAGAGGCAGAAAAAAUUCGACAAGAAAUUACUUGUUGACGUCAUACAAGUGCUUCGUUACAAUCAGAGAAACCUGACUGACCUCCUAGCCAUUGAAAAACGACAUAUUUGUGGAAACGAGGUCGCUUGUGACGUCACCUGUGAUGAAGGGUCCUCCCUAUACUGUACCCUGAAUACUGUUAUUGUUCCUAACCUGGACGAGCUCAUCCUUGGACUGGAAAAGCAGGCAAAAAUGUACUUUGGGGCGAGGAUAAGUCGACAGACACCACAACGGAUGAGUCCCGAAAAGUUUAAGUUUUAUUCAAAAUACCGAGUAUUUUUUGUACUCGGCACUAUUUAUAACAUGAUGCUACAAAUGUUCGAAACAGAGGCAGCCCUCACGUACAUACUAGACCUUUCAAAAAUAGAACGUCUCAAAGCACGAUAACGAUGUGAUACGUCAAUUCAUCAUACAGCGGCGAAGAUACCGUACUGAUGGCUUGUGGAAUACAAAGGAGCAACGACUCUGCACUGGUAUUUGUUUAUUUACUAUGUGGUGUUUAAAAAAAUAGUAUUUUCAUCAUGUUUUUAUAACUUUUCUGAUGACCGCUGUAGUGUUUCCUUUGCCAAGAUCAUAAUAUUAUUCGCUGCAGUACAACAAACAGGAAUGACGUUAAACGUAAACAAUAGUGACGUAUAAUAGCCGGACCAGUCACUAUAGUAACACCAUUACAAAGAGCAUGCAUGACUGCACAUUGUCUUCUACCUGUCUCAACAGUUUGAACAAAACAACUCAUAGGUCAAUGAUUUGGACCCUGCUUAUAUUCGUUAAAACAAAACUGUAUUUAUAACAAGAAAUUGAUGACUUAUAAUGUUAAGUUAACUUUUCCCAAAAACGUUUAUGUAUGAUCUUUACUUCAUAUUAAAAAGCAAUCUUGCUUAUGAUACUAGCUAUAGUCAAAGAGAUCUUAAAUCUACACACUAUUAGCAGUACGGUUUCCCAUAACCUUCAAAUAAUAUUUCGAUUUUAGAUUUUUGAUGAGUUUCAUAAAUGAAAGUGCUUUAGAAAAAAAAUCAUUUUUUUGAAGACUUCCUCUAGGUGAAUAAUGGGUUUUUUUAAUUAUUAAUUACAUAACAAUGUUUCUAUCAAUUUUUAUGUUAGUAACGAAUGGGAAAGUGACACUAUACACAGCCAAUAAUUUUACUCGAAACUUAAUAGCGAUUAGAAUCCCUCAUGAAUUAUGCAAAAAACCUAUGUAAAGACUAAAAUCAUGUACCUUUUGUUGUUUUUAAUUUAUUAGUAUUUUGUAAAUAUAUUUUACCAUGUGCUUAUUUUUUUUAUCACGUUUAUUAAAACUUGUACAAAACAUUUUGUGUUAUUUCCAUGUUGCUUUUGCACAUGAAUUUGUUUGAUACAUAUUUGUUUUUAUUUCUCAGGUUAUAUCUAUAUCAUCACAAGGGACUUUUGUCCUGCAAUUGUGAAAAUAUUAAUUUAUAAAUUAUUUAUUUGUGUUUUGUUUACAUGAUUGCAAUGUGUUGAUUUCAGUACCUACAUGAAUAUAUAGAUUUUUGUUUCUGCAUUACGUUCCAUAGAAUUUCCCUCAAACACAGAUAGUCCUUGGCCUAAGUGAAUUCAAAUUACUGUAAAAAAACGAGUUGGAGCGCUAAUACUUUCGCGUUUCGACAAGAAGUUUCAAGUGAAACGAAUAAUGAUUUAGCGCUACAGUUUUCUAAAUCCUGCCACAAUUCAACUUGAUUUAAUUUUUAGCAGUUAUAAUUAGUUAGCACAUUCGAUUUUGCUCAAAAAGCGGUAAAAUAUUAGUAUCUCCAAAAUAACUUAACCUAAAGUAUGUAAUUGUUUGUGUGUUUAGGUCACGACGCUAAUUCUAUUUUGGAAUUCCAUCAUUUUGAAAUUAAACCUGUUGCAUGUUUGAUGGAUUUAAAAUGUAUUCAAAUAAAAAUAGUAUAUAUAUUUGUAUUUGUUUUGUUGAAAUAUACAUAAUAAUUGAUAAAAAUAUAUCGUUUGAGACAUUGUCGGCAACCUUACAUUUUUAUAUUAUUAAACUAAGUCUCACUUAAACUAAAAUAGUCCCCCUUGCUUUUUAUUGAACUAUUAUUACACGAGUUUUGUGUUCUAGCUUUAUGUACAUGUACGUAUACUUAAUGCAUUGAUAUAAACACAGCGAAUGUGCAACAGCUGUAUUGUAUUUGUUUUCUUACGCAACCGAAUACUUGCCAUUUGAAUGAAUGAUGUGUUAUUUUCCAUAUGUUCAUUUAUGAAUUUGUAAACUUGAUAUGUGAAUUAAAUGUUU
Messenger RNA from Mizuhopecten yessoensis (Yesso scallop), 2953 nucleotides. RefSeq lists its product as uncharacterized. Lineage: Eukaryota; Metazoa; Mollusca; Bivalvia; Pectinida; Pectinidae. The transcript is spliced from 5 exons. The record is from RefSeq and is a predicted model, not a curated record. The coding region runs from base 109 to 1089 and encodes 326 amino acids.